CCAUUGUAUUUGACUAUUUUUAUUAUCCUUUUCCUUCUAAUUUCUACUUUGAAGAUACACAGGAGACGACUUUCCUUACCUCCUGGACCGACUCCUCUGCCAUUUGUGGGGAACCUAUUUCAAGGAAGCUUUAAGCUUUAUGAGUCUUACCACAAGAAACUUAGGGCACAUUUUGGGUUUCCUCUUACAGCUCUACAAGCAGUAUGGUCCAGUCUUCACUGUUUGGCUUGGCAGUUCACCAGUGGUUGUACUCUGUGGAUAUUCAGUGGUAAAAGAUGCCUUGGUAAAUUAUUCACAUCAAUUUAGCGACCGUGGACCUUUGCCAAUAACACAGAGAUUGAGCAAUGGGAAAGGUAUCAUAGGUACCAAUGGGGAGCUCUGGAGGCACACAAGACGAUUUGCAGUGACCACACUUAGGAAUUUUGGAAUGGGCAAGAAAUCAAUGGAACAAAGAGUGCAAGAAGAAGCCAAGCACCUUAUGAAGGCUAUAGAAGCUACAUGUGGUAAAGCAGUUAACCCUCAGGAAACUAUUGGAUGUGCAGUGAACAAUGUUAUCAACUUAGUUGUAUUUGGAAAAAGAUGGGACUAUAAGGACAAAAAAUUCCUGAAGCUUCUGAACAUUACAAAUAAUCUUUUUAACUUCAUCAGAGCUCCUCUAGGAGUGGCAUAUGUUGCAUUUGAAAGUAUAAUGAAGCAUCUGCCUGGUCGUCAUCAAAAGAUCUUUCAAGAAUGUGAAUACAUGAAAUCUUUCAUCAAGGAGCAAAUAGAAUCUCAUAAGAAGACAAUAAAUGUCAACUCACCAAGAGAUUUCAUAGACUGCUUCCUCAUAAGGGCAAGCAAGGAGAAUGAAAUGAACUGUAAAGAAUUCAACGACCAUAAUCUGACUAUUGUAGCCUUUGAGCUUUUCACAGCUGGAACAGAGACCACAUCAAAUACACUCCAGUUCAGUCUUCUAUUGAUGAUACAAUAUCCACACAUCCAAGAAAUGAUACAAAAGGAAAUAGAUACCGUCAUUGGCCCAACCAGACUACCUGGAAUUUCUGACAGGUCCCAGAUGCCUUACACCAAUGCUGUGCUACAUGAGAUCAUGAGAUAUAUAGAUGUUGUUCCCAUGGCUCUACCUCACCAGGUAUCUGAAGACACAUUUUUCAGAGGUUUUAUGAUCCCAAAGGGAACCACUAUAUUUCCUCUUAUUGGCUCAGUGUUAGCAGAUCCAGACUGCUGGAAGACUCCUUAUGAUUUUGAUCCAGAAAACUUCUUGGACCAGAAUGGAUUGUUCUGUAUACAGGAUGCUUGGAUGCCAUUUUCAGCAGGAAAAAGGAUCUGCCCUGGAGAAGGACUAGCUCGUAUGGAAAUCUUUCUUUUCCUCACUGCUCUUCUUCAGAAAUUUACCUUUAAACUUGCAAAUCCAUCUGACACAUUCGACCUGCGUUCCCUCAGAAGAGCUUUCCGGAGAAAAGGACUGUCAUAUCAAUUGAGAGCAUAUCCACGCACGUAACAGAGAAUGAUUCAUGUUUUGCUCACAAAAAAUAAUCUACAGAAAUUGUGGUAUCAAGAUUCACUAAGCAGGCAGUGGUUUAUUUUUUUUAUUUUCACAUUCUGUUCAAAUAUUUUUUUUUUGUAAUCAUUUAAUUGUAGUACACCAAAUGAAUCUGAACAACAUAAGUGAAGGACAAAUUCUAAUGAUUAUUUACAGUUUUAUUCCUGAAAAAACAAAAGCAGCAAAACUUGGAAAAUAAAUGUAACGCAUAGUGGCCCUUUGCUGUAAAACAGCUGAUCGCUAUCCUAUUUACCUAUU
Hyla sarda is the source of this 1798-nucleotide messenger RNA. Its product is annotated as cytochrome P450 2C20-like. Gene Ontology annotation, cellular component: cytoplasm; intracellular membrane-bounded organelle. Gene Ontology annotation, molecular function: heme binding; iron ion binding; oxidoreductase activity, acting on paired donors, with incorporation or reduction of molecular oxygen, reduced flavin or flavoprotein as one donor, and incorporation of one atom of oxygen. Lineage: Eukaryota; Metazoa; Chordata; Amphibia; Anura; Hylidae. The record is from RefSeq and is a predicted model, not a curated record. Gene Ontology annotation, biological process: xenobiotic metabolic process. The transcript has 9 exons. The coding region runs from base 140 to 1498 and encodes 452 amino acids.